CUCGGCACGCGCCCCGCAACCUAGAACAUUCUACAUGCCGUUACGACCGCGAUACAAUAUAAUAUUACAGUGUUGGCGUUCAGUCAGAUCACCGUAGAGCAGAGACCGGACAACACUAAAAAAUAGUGCUUAAAAUAAACAAUCAGGCGUACAUGAAUGGCUUUGAUAGGAAAACUUUGGACGUAUCUUUUGGCCAUGUCACUUCCGGCUGCCACGGACCGCUGGAUCGCCGAGGCCGUUGUACUCAAGCGUACCGAGACCACAACAAUGCUACCAGCGAAUGUUGGAGAAUCUAGAAUAACGGGACAAUCGUCGGCAGUGGCAGCCGAUCAUCGGUGUGCGGCUCGUGUACAAGAAGCGUUGGCUGCUGUCAUGGACUCGGCGGGUAACCGGAGACAUACGGGACAAGGACAAGGAGCGGCCGGACCGCCGGUUAUGGAUCUAUCUGGGUAUGCGCUACACCAGCGACUCAGGGCUGCGGGAGGUGCCGAGAUGUACGUGACGGGACUACGGGCCAAAGUAAUGGACGGUGGAGGCCUGUGGGCACGGGUGGAUCCAUCGGCUGGUUGUCGGUACCGGCCAGACAUUGGCAUCUUGGAAGCCCGGAUGCGGUUCGGAAGGCCGUUACAGGUCACAGGUACCGUACGUAUAGUGCAUCCGGACGGCAGGCGGAUCGGCAACGGUAUCGAUGGACCAACGGCGGGCUGUGACAUGGCGGUGAGGCUGAGACCCGGCGGCCGUCGAAUGGGACUCGGGUUCACCGCAGCACCGGUCGGCGGAGGCGGUGGUGUGCAAGGCAACAAUCGACUCGGUUCCAGUAGCACAGCAGGUACCAUGACUAUACGGACGACAGCGGCGUUUGUAGACGAUGCUGCCGAAGACGACCCUGGCGACGAUCUAGGUACAGCCGCAACAGACGAUGGGUCUGGGAUGCCUAUGUUGAGCGUACACGCGUACAACUGCGUCGGCAUGGGACACGGUGGCAGGGAACAGAUGCAAGUGGCGGCCACGGAUGAUGGCGACCGCUAUCAGCAUAUACUAGAUGGCAGCGAAGAGUUGUUGUCGUCCAACGAAGAUGAAGACCGCUUCGGCAUAGACGUUGGAUUCAAUUCGGCGGAAGAUGACCACUAUUCAGCUGAGGCGGACAGCGGUCGUGGCAAUCGAGGAAAACCGGUAAGUCCACCGAAGCAGCCCCCACAGGCUACGACGCCUCCUCCACAGGUGUCGACCGAGUCGCCGCCAAAGGGCACUGCGGGCUUUGUAACGGUCGGCGCAGGACUGGGCGGCCCAGAACCGCGCCUGCGACACGUACAGAUAAACCGACCACGACCUUUGCUGCCGGCUCAACAACACUUUCAACAACAACAACAACAAUAUCCUCAACACGUCCCACAAAUACAUCAAAUACAUCAAUUACCACAACCUCAACAGCCCCAGCAACAGCAACUUUACAAUCAACCUACACCUAUGGCCGACGACCGUCUUAUGAUGGAAAUGGAAGAGGCGUUUGUAAAAGGCGUACGUCGCCUGUUAGCCAGGCACUUGGAACGGGCUGUCCAACCAGCUCUGAGGGACUCGCUUAUGAGGCGUAUGGGAUACGCUGCUUCUUAUGGAUAGGCUCAUAAACAACCAAUACCCAUGUAGUGGGUGUAUAAUCAAACAUGAUUUCGACAUGACUUCAAAUUGGCAAAGGUCUAAAUGAACGAAAUAAUGUAUAUUUUAUAAGCCAGUCGACAAAAUAGUCAUUUUGUAUUAAACGCCACAUUUCAAAAAUACAUAAAUAUAUUAUUUAUACUGUACGUAAAUUAUUUUUAGCUUCGAUGCGUAGCUAAAAAAAUAUUGUUUUUUAAUAAUGUUAAUAUUAUUAUUACUCCUUUUGUCAGUGGUAAUUCAUAUAUUUCAGAUUACUUGCCUACUAGGAGUUGUAGA
Messenger RNA from Adelges cooleyi (spruce gall adelgid), 1929 nucleotides. RefSeq lists its product as uncharacterized. The record is from RefSeq and is a predicted model, not a curated record. The transcript is spliced from 3 exons. Bases 157 to 1617 code for a protein of 486 amino acids. NCBI's taxonomy places the organism in Eukaryota, Metazoa, Arthropoda, Insecta, Hemiptera, Adelgidae.